CCCUAGGAGCUUGGGCCUAGGUUAGGUUAUAUUCUAAUAUCUACCUGGCUAUCUUUUUUAUGUAAAAUUAAAAAACAACUAGUUUGUUAAAAAUUUUAUCAUCAAAAUAUAAUAUAAUCUUAAAUAAUUCAUGUCAUUUUUGCUUAUCCAUAGACCACGGACGAAGAAUAUUCUAUCCGUGCUGUAGACAGUUUAUUUACUUUUCUGAGAUCGUAAUUAUUAACUAUUAUGUUUUACUGAUUAGAAUUUUCAUUAAUUCAUAUUAUAAUAUUCGAAUUUUUAAAAUUUUAAAUAAAAUAAAUAUGGUUAGCAUUGAUUAUAGACCCAAGUUGUCUGGUUUAUAGUUGAUUAUUGGACCUUGGACUUUAGCUUGAACAUUGAUUAAUUACAAUUUUGGUGUAAAUAAAAUCCUGUUAUUGAAGAAGGAUUAUAUUAUUUGUUACCUAUUUUCAAUAAAAUAAAAUGGACUCAAAUGACAAUAAAGGAGAUAAUGCAAAUGUAGAGACUAAAAUGACUAAAAAAGAAGAAGGCACUGAAGGUGUUGACGAAAAUGGAGUAAAAUAUAUUAUAUAUGAAGAAAAUAGUGUGGAAAUCAAUGAAAAUGCUGAAGAGUUAGAUUUAAAUCAUCAAAGACUGGAUAAACUUGAAAACUUUGAAAAUAUGAUAAACCUUCGCUCUUUAUGUCUUCGUUGGAACCAUAUAAAGACAAUUGAAAAUAUUCAAAUGCUUGUUUCUCUUAAUGAACUUGAUUUGUAUGAUAACCAAAUAACUAAAAUUGAAAAUCUGUCCAGUCUUAUUAACUUAAAAGUGCUUGAUUUAUCAUUCAACCGUAUAAAAGAAAUUGAAGGUCUUGAACAUUUGAUCAAUUUAGAAAAAUUGUAUUUAUCCAGUAAUCGAAUAACUAAAAUUACAAAUGUUAAUCAUUUGUUAAAUCUACAAAUGCUGGAAUUGGGAGACAAUAAAAUUAAGACAAUUGAAAAUAUUGAAUGUCUCACUGGGCUUACAGAAUUAUACUUUGGAAAAAAUAAAAUUGAUAAAAUACAACAUUUAGACACAUUGGUUAACUUAAAAAUAUUAAGCUUACAAAAUAAUAGUUUAACCAAAAUUGAAAAUCUUAACAAAUUGAUUUCACUGGAUGAAUUGUAUCUAUCUGAAAAUGGAAUUGCAGUAAUUGAAAACCUUGAAGAUAAUAUUAAUCUUGGAACUCUAGAUUUGUCUAUGAAUAAAAUUUCUAAAAUUGAAAAUAUAACACAUUUACAAAAAUUAAAAGAAUUUUGGAUCAAUGACAAUCAAAUCAAUGAUUGGAAUAGUGUUCAAAUUUUGGAUCAUUUGAAAAAACUAGAAACUAUAUACUUGGAACACAAUCCAUUAAGUAAGGACAGUGCUUACAGAAGGAAAAUUAAAUUAAUUAUGCCUUGGAUUGCUCAAAUUGAUGCUACAUUGGCUCGAUAAAUUAUCCAAAUUGUUUAAAAAGCUUAUUUAAAUUAAUGAAACUCACUCAUAGCAUUAUACAAUGUUGUUAAUAUUAUAGUUUUUUUUAGUGUUUAUUAUUAAUUUGUAUAGUGUAUUUAAAAGCUCUUAAUUAAAUAUGUAUAAUAUAUAAUUGUGAAUUGAAGUAUUACUAUGUAAGAUCAUAAUAAAGCAUAUAACAAUAUAUCAUA
Messenger RNA from Myzus persicae (green peach aphid), 1661 nucleotides. It is a transcript of the gene sds22, whose product is annotated as protein phosphatase 1 regulatory subunit 7. The record is from RefSeq and is a predicted model, not a curated record. The transcript is spliced from 6 exons. Bases 463 to 1452 code for a protein of 329 amino acids. Lineage: Eukaryota; Metazoa; Arthropoda; Insecta; Hemiptera; Aphididae. Gene Ontology annotation, molecular function: protein binding.